This is a messenger RNA of Portunus trituberculatus (swimming crab), 3849 nucleotides long. It is a transcript of the gene Gart, whose product is annotated as trifunctional purine biosynthetic protein adenosine-3-like. Lineage: Eukaryota; Metazoa; Arthropoda; Malacostraca; Decapoda; Portunidae. Gene Ontology annotation, cellular component: cytosol. The transcript is spliced from 20 exons. Gene Ontology annotation, molecular function: phosphoribosylglycinamide formyltransferase activity; metal ion binding; phosphoribosylamine-glycine ligase activity. The coding region runs from base 700 to 3363 and encodes 887 amino acids. Gene Ontology annotation, biological process: adenine biosynthetic process; 'de novo' IMP biosynthetic process. The record is from RefSeq and is a predicted model, not a curated record.
CUGUCCGCCACACCCGCCUCCCGCAUAUCCUGUACCUCUUGAUCACUGUUAAUACUCUCCAUUUAGCCUCAAUUUAAAGCAGGAAUUCAACUAAGCUUUCUUGUGGAUGAUGGGCAGUUUAAGGAAGCAUACAUACCGCCUUGCCAGGUGCCUGGUCGGCGUCCUGCGGGCUGCGGGGCCUUCCCUGCUGCCGGGCUGUGGGCGCUUUAGUAGCGUGCGCCUCCUACUCACCCUAUCGUUCUUUCUCCCCCAUGAUUCAUACUGACUGCAAUUCUUUAAGCAACAUCAUGGCAGUGUUAGACAUGAGCGGUGUGGUGUUGGUGGUUGGGUCAGGGGGUCGGGAGCAUGCCCUCACCCUGGCCCUGGCUUCCUGCCCUGCUGUGACCUCUGUGCUGGUGACCCCGGGCAAUGCUGGGACUCUCGCCGCCCCCAAGACUUCCCACAUCACCCUGCCUCUGAAGGAUCACCAGCUUUGCAGCGAAUGUUUGCAUCUCCCGCGGGAAAAUAAAAAUAGGAGAUAGUUGAAAGGCGGUGGCAGCGGUGUGUGUGGAGCGCGGCGUGAGUCUGGUGGUGGUGGGGCCUGAGGAUCCCUUGGCACAGGGUCUGGCCAACUCUCUCACUGCUGCAGGCAUCAAGGUGUUCGGCCCCACCAAGGAGGCAGCAAGGAUUGAGGCGGACAAGUCUUGGGCAAAAUCCUUCAUGAACAGACACGGCAUCCCCACCGCCGCCCACCAGACCUUCACCAACACGCAGGAUGCUAAAACAUUCAUCAACAAGCAGCAGUGGGCCGGGUUUGCUGUCAAGGCCUCAGGGUUGUCAGCAGGGAAGGGCGUCAUUGUGGCGGACACAGCAGCUGAUGCCUGUCAAGCCGUGGACACCAUCAUUAGUAGCUUUGGGGAGGCUGGCCAGACCAUUGUGGUGGAGGAGAAGCUGGUGGGAGAGGAGAUAUCAGUGUUGUGCUUCACAGACGGCACUGAUGCUGCCGUGAUGCCGCCCGCUCAGGACCACAAGCGGCUCGGGGAGGGUGACCUGGGACCCAACACAGGGGGCAUGGGAGCCUACUGCCCCUGUCCCCUUGCCUCACAGCAGGACCUGGACACCAUAAAGAAAGAUGUCCUGCAAAAGGCUGUGGAUGGACUCAGGAAGGAAGGAAUGCCUUUUGUGGGUGUGCUGUAUGCCGGCCUGAUGCUCACUGUGGAUGGCCCAAAGGUGCUCGAGUUCAACUGUCGCUUUGGGGAUCCCGAGACUCAGGUGCUGCUUCCCUUGCUGGAGGGGGACCUGUAUGAUAUCAUGAUGGCGUGUGUGGAGGGCCGGCUUGGUGAGACGAGUGUCCCCUUCAGCCAGGACAAGAGCUGUGUGGGGGUGUGUGUGGUGAGUGGAGGCUACCCAGGCAGCUAUCCAAAGGGCAAAACCAUAACAGGUGUGGAGGAGGUAUCAGGAGAGGCAGGGGUGCAGGUGAUCCACGCUGGCACCAAGAGGGAGGGAGACACACUAGUCACCUCUGGGGGUCGUGUGCUGGCAGUGGUGGUGACGGGGACAGUCUUGAAGGACACUGCUGCCAGGGCCACACAGCUGGCCAGACGCAUCACCUUUGAGGGCGCCACCUUCAGGAGGGACAUUGCUGCCCGGGCCACUAAGGUCACCUCUAGGUUUGGUGGUGCAGGAGUCACGUACAAGGACAGCGGGGUGGACAUCAAUGCCGGGAAUGAGUUUGUGGCAGCCAUCAAGGAAGCUGCCGCUGCCACAGCCUGCCCCGGGGUGAUGGCUGGCCUGGGCUCCUUUGGCGGACUUUUUGAUCUCCGGCAGACUGGCUUCAAGGAUCCCAUUCUGGUGUCUGGCACUGACGGGGUUGGCACUAAGCUGAAGGUGGCCCAGGCAGCAGGGAUGCACGACACAGUGGGCCAAGACCUGGUGGCCAUGUGUGUCAAUGACGUGCUGGUCCACGGUGCCCAGCCACUCUUCUUCCUGGACUACUACUCCACGGGGCGGCUGGAGGGGAAGGUGGCGGCCAGUGUGGUGAAGGGCGUGGCUCGGGCAUGUUCCAUUGCUGGCUGUGCCCUCAUUGGCGGCGAGACAGCAGAGAUGCCGGGGAUGUAUGCUGGAGGGGAGUAUGACCUGGCAGGCUUCACAGUGGGGGCCGUGGAGAGAGGCAACAUGCUGCCCCGCACUGAGGAGGUGGCUGAGGGGGAUGUGCUGGUGGGCCUGCCUUCCUCCGGCCUGCACAGCAACGGGUUCAGCCUGGUGCGCAGGAUUGUGGAGGCUCAGGACCUAAAGUACAGCGACCCAGCACCCUUCAACCCAGACAACACACUUGGUGCUGAGCUGCUCACCCCCACCAGGAUCUACUGCAGGAGUCUGGCCAAGGUGCUGGAAGGGGGCUUGGUCAAGGCUGCAGCACACAUCACUGGAGGUGGCCUGCUGGAGAACCUGCCAAGAGUCCUACCAAGCCAACUGAGUGCACACCUGCAGGCAUCACAGUGGCCCCUGCACCCUGUGUUUGGCUGGCUGGCAGCUCAUGGUGUGUGCAGUGAAGAGAUGGCCCGUACCUUCAACUGUGGCCUGGGCAUGGUGCUGGUGGUGGCCGCAGACAAGGUCACAGAGGUCAUCGCUCUCAUCCCAGGUGGAGAAGCUCGACAGGUUGGCCGACUAGUGGCCCAGAAGGAAGGGAUGCCACAGGUGGUGGUGGAGGAACUGGAGCAGAUACUAAGUGAUGCGACAGCACCCUUUCUGACUCGGUGCCCAUCUCUCACCACUCCACGCAGGAGAGUGGCAGUGCUCAUCUCUGGCACAGGAACCAACCUGCAGGCACUACUGGAUCACACCAAAGCCGGCCUUAGUAGUGCCGAGGUGGUGGUGGUGGUUAGCAAUGUGGCCGGCGUGAAGGGCCUGCAGCGGGCACAGGAGGCGGGUGUUGCCACCAAGGUGGUUCCUCACAAGAACUACAAGAGCCGUGAGGAGUUUGAGGCGGCAGUGAACGCUGAGCUGCAGGCUGCCCAAGUGGAGCUGAUCUGCCUGGCCGGCUUUAUGCGCAUCCUGACUGGCUCCUUUGUGCGGGCGUGGCGUGGCCGCCUGCUUAACGUCCACCCCUCACUGCUGCCAGCUUUCAAGGGGAUGCAUGCCCAGCGCCAGGCACUGCAGGCCGGCGUCACUCUCACCGGAUGCACCGUACACUUUGUCUCGGAGGAGGUGGACUGUGGAGCAAUAGUCACGCAGGAAGCAGUGCCUGUCCUGCCAGGAGACACUGAGGAAGCCUUGGUGGAGCGCAUCAAAACAGCAGAGCACCGGGCAUAUCCCAGGGCAAUGGAGCUGGUGGCCCGGGGCAAGGUGGUGCUGAGGGAGGACGGCACGUGCAUCAGGUCAUAGUGGGCCACACCAGUCUGGAAUGUUGACUAAGGAUUACAACGGGUUAAAAAAAAACAAGAGUAAAGAUCAGCUUGAUUUGAAUCAUUUAAUUCAAAUCAACAUUGAUAUGCAUUCCUUCUUCCAAAACUUUUUUUUUUUGACUCCACAAAUCAACAUUAUUUACAUUUUUACUUGUGCUUGUGUUCACAAAUACAGGAAAGCAUUAAGUUAACUGAUUGGGGGAGAGAGAUCUUUCAUGUGAUGUUUGUGGAUAUAGUUGAAUUAAGAAUUGAAUAGAAAAAAGUAAAGUGGAUAUAGUUGAAUUAUGAAUUGAAUAGAAAAAAGUAAAACUAACUAGUAAAUUUGUUCAUAUAUUACCAAACUCUAUUAUUGUAUGGAAGUAAUGUGUUUGCACUUUACUGCUUCAGUAAAGAUGAGCUGCUCAAGUAAAUGGUAAGUAAGGGAUUGUUAUGCAGUACAAACAAUUUAAUAAAACUGACAAAUCCA